AUGGCCGCGAUGAAAUUUGUGUUUCUCCUUGCCGUAUGUUCAGUGGGCUUGGCUGUCGUUGUUGGACAAGGGACUACAGGUUAGGCAACUUGAAAUUGUUUAAUUCUUUAGUAUUUCGUGUGUUUUUUUUUAUCGGUUAAAAUACUGGAGUUGCUCUUAUACUCGAGACAAGCUGGCACAUAUUACUGACUGUUUUGGCGUUUUUGGUGUACAGAAAACAAGAUUUAUUAUGAUAUGUAAAAAUGAAAAAUUUUGCCAACGUAACCUAACGUGACUCAAUAUUUUUAUUUUAUUUUAUUCACUUUUUAAACUUUUUCAAGCCAUAUUGCAACGUGCCGAAGAAUUUUCGUUUCAUGUCAAAGUGUUUUGCAAAGGGAAAGAAAUGCCUGUUAGGCAAAGAAAGAUGCCACGUUUCGGUACGAUAAUACGGUUGAAACGUAAAACAGCUCGGCUAAAAGGGUAAAGUAAAGAAUGGAAAGUCAGCCAAUAGUUAGCUGUCCUAUACCAGCUCAUGUAAAAAUGCCAUAACUCGUAAGAUUGAUUUGAUGUUUGGAAUUUUUUGGUGGGGGGGAACAAAUAUUUGAAUAUUUUCCGUCUCGCUGAAAUUUGUGCUUUUGUGCAAGACUUUAAUAAACAUUUUUACCAUAAUAGGAAUUUUUGUUGUGCGAAAAGGUCGAAAUUCAUGUAAUACUUCUUGUUCGAAACAAUUCUGCUCAGAUUUCGUAAGAGGCACUUAAGAGAAGAACAAAGAAAUUUUUGGCAGACUGUUGUAAUUGACUUUUCUGGUUUGUUUAUUUGUUUGUGUGUUGGAGGGGAUAAACGGUCGAACCGGCACAAAACUACUUUAAACAAAGUAAUACGUAACUUUCUGCAAUUGUAUGAGUGCGUAUUUCGCAAUGUGCUCAAGGAAAGUGUUCGUUUGGCUUCGUGAGAAAUGUACAUGAUCACACUCGAUAUUUUGCAUGAUGCAUAAGUGUCAACUUAAUAUCGAUGUAGUUUAGUAAUGAAUUUUGAAAUUUUGAUUGAAAAUCAUCUCUGCAUGUCAGGUCUCCUUAAACGUAUACCUUUAUACGCUGUAGGGUUAGUUUAGUAUACUCUACUGUUAUGAUUUCGUUCAAUUAUACAGUUAUCGAUGUCAUGCAAAUCGUUUAAUGUAUACACAAAGUGCUUGUAUAUAUAUAUUAACCAUAUCAUCGCGUAUUAGCCUGGGAAUUUGGGGGUGUGGAAUGUAUUUCGUGAGUUCGUCAUGGCAAAAAUUUGCGGUUAGGAAUAAAAGCCUGACAAGCGAGGAUGAGAUCGAAUGAGAGUUGACAAACGAGAGUUUGUAUGAGAGCUAGCCUUCUCAACUCUCAUGCCGUCAAAUGAGAACAAAAGUUGAUGAGAGUUGACUGGGUAUCACACGAGCAGAAACUCUCAUCAACUUUCAAGAUUUUAACCAGCUCAAAACAAUGGGCAUGCAGGCACUUUGAGACAUAGUGCGUGGGGAGGUGGGAGAAGGGGGCAAAGUAAGUUGCCAACAUAUGACCAUCUAGUUUUCUGGCUGGAAAUCUUAGUUGUUUCAACUUUAUUUGCCUUAAAGUUCACGCACUAUUUAGCUUAACUUGUAGCCUUAUGCUUUCAUGGUUGAAAAAUUGUUGUUACAGCUCUGUUACACAAUUCUUCAGCUACCCCCUGCCCCCCCAACUUUCAUCCUCCAUGAGAGAUUCUGUUUCUCUAGGUCUGUUAAACAAUCCAUGCUGGGACAAACCCUGUCAUUCCUUUGCGUCGUGUAAACUCAUAAAUGGUACUCAAGCAGUCUGCGUAUGUCCACAAAACUGCACGAGCAGCAGAAGACCCGUGUGUGGUACAAACUGGAAAACGUAUGAUAACUUGUGUUCCUUGAUGGCGGACUCCUGCGCAAUGAAUGAUUGGAAUAGUUUAAGAUACAAUGGCGAAUGUAAGUUGAUGUCUUUUUGGCCUUUUUACGUAUGGUAACUCUAGGGCUAAGAAUAGACACUUGAUGGGUUUUUGUAGGUGGAGAUUUACAGUGGAAUUUAUAUGCAGUUUUGAGUUUUAGACCUGACCGGGAGAAGAAAAAUGCUAUCUUAGACCCUUCAAAGACUGGUUGACACUAUCCAAGUUUAUGUGAUCACAAUAGGAAUUUUGCAUCUAAAUUCUACGUUUUUGAAGGAUUUGUAAGAAAUGUUUCAGGGAACUGACUCCGUGUUAAACACUAUGUCCGUUCCCUCAAACAUUUCUUACAAAUUAGCCAUUCCGAAGUUGACGAGAGGACUGGGGACGAGUGUUAAAAAGUGCCCAAAUUAAGAAAUGAACCAAAUCACUAAAAAGACCACCUCAAAAUUAGUAAGUAUACAAAGUUUGAAGACGUUUACAUGAAUAUCCUUCGAAUAAUAAGCCUUCGAAUAAUAAGCCUUCGAAUAAUAAGCUUUCGAAAAUCGCGAUAUUUACUAUGAAAUGUAUUGUAAUUUUUGUUUUUGGGACGCGCGUCCCAAAAACAAUCUUUUAAUCAGUAAUUUCACAACUUGGAAAGCUUAUUAUUCGAAGGGUAUUCAUGUAAACGUCGUCAAACUUUGUAUACUUACUAAUUUUGAGGUGGUCUUUUUAAUUUCUUAAUUUGGGCACUUUUUAACAUUCGUCCCCAGUCCUCUCAUCAACUUCGGAAUGGCUAAUUCUUCGGAACUUAGAGUUUACCUAUGCAAAAUUCCUACUGUGAUCACAGAAACUUUGAUGGUGUCAACCAACGUUAACUACUGUGCUGUUCAUUUUUCGUUCAGGUAAAGCUGGUGAUUGUCGCAACUCGAUCUGGCAAAUUAUGAAUUGUCCGUGGUACAGUAGAUGUCAGUUAUUCAAUGGCUUUCCACGUUGUGCGUGUCCCCAGGAGGAAUGUCCCAUGAAUUACGAACCACUGUGCGCCACCGACGGCAGGACAUACCGUAAUAUGUGUCACAUGAGACAUGCCGCCUGUAGAAAAAGAAAGUUACUGCGA
Molecule: messenger RNA, 2986 nt
Organism: Paramuricea clavata
Lineage: Eukaryota; Metazoa; Cnidaria; Anthozoa; Malacalcyonacea; Plexauridae
Source: the annotation of a GenBank genome assembly